UAUCUGCCAUUAACCCCUCGCUGGGCUCUGUCUCCACCUCACAGAUCCUCUCCUUCAUCCUGCACACGGUCGUCCGAGGCUUCAUACACUCGGCAGUGGGCGGACUCUACGCUGCAGUAUACCCCUCGACGCAGUUUGGUAGCCUGACGGGAAUGCAGUCGCUCAUCAGCGCUCUCUUCGCUCUCCUGCAGCAACCACUCUUCCUGGCAAUGAUGGGCCCCCUGCAAGGAGAUCCCCUCUGGGUGAACAUCGGCCUGCUGGGUGUCAGCAUGUUGGGCUUCUGCCUGCCUGGUUACCUCCUCUUCUACCGGCACCAGCUACUCAAGCAGAAGGCACAGCAAGCCGAGGACGCCCAGCUCUUCAUGAAGAUCAAUGGCAGCUCUAAACAUGAAGCCUUCGUGUAGGCAGCCAGCCCCCACCCGGGACAGGACUGUCAGCACCGGCUGCCUCUCACUCCAUUCUGGAUGGUGCUGAAACGUAUAUCACUUGUUAAUCACCUUAUUUAUGGAGGGGGGGGAAUGCUGCUCACCGGUUCCUCCCUCUCAUUUAUGGGCCAAAGUCGCAGUGUUUGGGGUCUCUCUGACCCACUUCGGAAGUGGGGGGGGGUGGAGAGACCCCAAUUCUGUUGGAUCAUCCGCAACCUGGUGCGAGAAACCUCAUCCCCUCCGGCUUGUCUGGGAAUUUCUCCCUCCCUCCCUCCAAGUCUGCACCCAGGGGAGCAGCUGACUGCGGUUUGUGAGGGUCACACCCCCCGGGUGACCCCUGUGGAGGUGACACGAGCCCAGAAUCAGUGUCUGGGGUGGCACCAGCAUGGUCACUCAUACCCCCAGGGUGGUGGCAGGAACAGAUUGGACAAUACCUCCCCCAAAGGGUUAAAGUUUCUACCCUGGGGUAAACCACUGCCCCCUCCCUUCCUCAGGAAUAUGGGGAGAGCAGGGUAAAAGGUACCCCUCCCUCCCCGUCCCACCACUGACUCCAUGGAGGAUGCCCUCCCUUUCACCCCUCUCGAGCACUGAAACCCCCAAACUUGCCUCCUGCCUGGCAGUCCUUCCGCCCAGGAACCCUGGUGACCCCUCCUGGGAGUCGAUUGUCCCAGUGGUGGGGCUGGGCCGAGGGACUCCACAGCUGGAGUAUGGGUGUAGCCUCCCCUUUAACACAAAGAUCUGCCCUUUUUAAUGGGACAACCUUCCCUUUAACCCUUGCAAUGGGAGCCAGAAAAGGUGCAGUGUGCUGAGUCAAAGGGGAGGUUCCCCUCUUAAAGGGGCAAUGUUCUGUGUUUAAGGAGGUAAGUCUUCAAUUAAAGGGGUCUGUGUAAAAGGGGAGGUCGUCCAUCAUUAAAGAGACAGUGUUCUGCAUUAAAGUGGAGUUCCCCCCCCCCCCCAAGGAGAAGGUUCCCCUCUUACGGGUGCAGCAUUCUGCUUUAAAGGGGAGGUUCUUCAUUAAAGGGGCAGUGUUCUGUGUUAAAGGGUAAGUUGCUGUCCCUCACCCACAGAAUGCUAUGUUAAAGGGGGAGUUCCACAUGGCCAAGGGGAGCAGAUAUAUUCCUUGCCGUCUUGGGAUUCGGCGUGACCUAGAGGGGCUGGAUGAUGGGACCACGAAAUGCAGAGAGCACGAACUCCCCAGGCCUCCACCCACUGCAUGGGACUGUUAGCAAUAAAAGCCUCCACAGAGAGCCGUUUUCCCCUCGACCUUACAGAGAGCAGUGGGCAGGGUGAGCCCCCAUUCCCUGUCCAUUCUACAUGCAACCCCACUGCCCAAAGGGAAAUGACCACCAACCACCUGCCUUUGGGGGCAAGGUUCCCCCAUGAUCUCAUUGGACAGCAGGGAGGUCAAGGGGCCGAAUGGCUCAGUAUUGCAAACUAUUCAGAUUUUUUUUGUAACUGAUGUCACUUUAUCCAGGGACGUUGUGAAUGACAUCACUGACAGGAGAUUGAUUUCUCCUGAUCUCAAUCAUUUGCCUGUUCUAUAAAUGUGUAUGUAUGGAUUAUCCAAUGAACUGUAUAUUUCACAAGUUAGCUUUUAUCAGGUUAUACAUCUGUAUUAAUAAAUUUUAAACACACACAA
Hypanus sabinus (Atlantic stingray) is the source of this 2064-nucleotide messenger RNA. RefSeq names its product large neutral amino acids transporter small subunit 4-like. Bases 153 to 404 code for a protein of 83 amino acids. Gene Ontology annotation, biological process: neutral amino acid transport. The record is from RefSeq and is a predicted model, not a curated record. The transcript is spliced from 3 exons. Gene Ontology annotation, molecular function: L-amino acid transmembrane transporter activity; neutral L-amino acid transmembrane transporter activity. Lineage: Eukaryota; Metazoa; Chordata; Chondrichthyes; Myliobatiformes; Dasyatidae.